Molecule: messenger RNA, 648 nt
Organism: Saimiri boliviensis boliviensis (Bolivian squirrel monkey)
Lineage: Eukaryota; Metazoa; Chordata; Mammalia; Primates; Cebidae
Source: RefSeq, a predicted model, not a curated record
AUGGCUGGGAGGGGGAAGCUUAUCGAAGUGAUCAAAGAUGAGGACAGGGUGACGGGUUUCCUGCUGCGUGGCAUAGGGACGCUUAACAAGAACCGCCACCCCAAUUUCCUGGUGGUGGAGAAGGUUACAACCAUCAAUGAGAUCAAAGACACUUGCUGGCAUUUUCUAAACUGGGAUGACGUUGGCAUCAUCCUCAUCAACCAGUACAUCACAGAGAUGGUGCAGCACACCCUGGACGCCCACCAGCACUCCAUCCCAGCUGUCCUGGAGAUCCCCUCCAAAGAGCACCUGUAUGGUGCCACCAAGGACUUGAUCCUGUGCAGGGCCAGGGGCAUGUUCACUGCCGAAGUCCUGUGCUAGGGGACUCCUCACAGCCCUCAGCCCUUCCCUCGUUUCCAGGCCUCUCCCCAGGCUUGCCAUCAGCCUUCUUUACAUUUUGAGCCUCUGAUUUCCAAUUCCCUGCCCCUUCCCACUCCAUUGAGAGACUAGAUGAGGUGAUUCUAGGUUGCUGGGGCUCUGCUGUUAAAAUCAAGGCUGGUUAAGAAACAGGAAGCCCGACCAUCUCCUCUCUCCACUACCUCGCUCCUGUCCUGUUAAAUAGUGUCAUUGUUGAUGUUAAAGUCAUAUUCUUGCUUCUCUCCAAAAAAA